GCUCUAGAAUCCUCCCGAUCCACCUCCUGCGCAAGCGUAGUGCGCAGCCGCAGUGAGAGGUGCGUCAGCAGACGGGAGAAGCAGCAGCAGUCGAGUGUGCCGGUGAUAGGUGGGAGAGAGGGACAUGGCGGAUGGAGAGCGCUCCCCUCUCCUCUCGGAUCUCGGGGAUGGAGGCGGCAUGGGGGCAGCAGUGGGCCCCGGAGCCAUGUCACCGGGUAGCGGUCUUCCCUCUGCUCCUCCGUACGGUGGUCCUGGACCCACCCCCAGCAACAAGCCGCAAGGAUUUCCUGUGUUCCCAGCGGGUCAUGCGUUACCUAAUGAGGACCCUCCACCUUAUUCACCACUGACAAGUCCUGAAAGUGGCUCUGCUCCUAUGAUAACAUGCAGGGUGUGCCAGUCACUCAUCAAUGUGGAGGGCAAAAUGCAUCAGCAUGUAGUAAAAUGUGGAGUCUGCAACGAGGCCACACCCAUAAAGAAUGCCCCCCAGGGGAAGAAGUAUGUUCGUUGUCCCUGCAACUGUCUGCUAAUUUGUAAAGUCACCUCCCAGAGGAUAGCCUGCCCCAGGCCAUACUGUAAACGAAUCAUUAACCUUGGCCCAGUCCAUGCUGGUCCCCUCAGCCCAGAGCCACAGCCUGUCGGAGUACGAGUCAUUUGUGGACAUUGCAAGAACAAUUUUCUGUGGACAGAUUUUUCAGACCGGACGCUGGCACGCUGCCCGCACUGCCGGAAAGUCUCCUCUAUUGGACUGAGGUACCCACGAAGGAGAUGUGUGUGCUGCUUCUUAUUGGGAUUCGUCUUUGCUGUGGCUGCCGCUGGACUUGUGGCAGGCACUUGGACGUUGGCACGCAGAUUUGGUGGAAUCUAUGCCUCUUGGGCGAUAGUGCUGCUGUUGGCAUUGAUAUGCAUUGGGCGUGCCAUUUAUUGGGCAUGCAUGCGAGUCAGUCACCCCAUCCAAAGCUUCUCAUGAGCCUGUCUAGACCUGCCUCCCUUAGCUCCUCCCUUGGUGGCCAGAAUGGAAGUAACCUCUGGAAGGCACAAGGCGGAGUCAUUGCAGUGGCCAUUGACCAGCGGAAUGAAUCCAUGCUGCCUUAUGAAGCAGUGCUGACUAUAACUCCACUAUUCUUAAUCCACCUGCUAAUGUUUACCGCUGCCCAUGGUUAACCUCUUCACCACCAGGGGCUGCAAAGCACUGCAGGAUCCUGGAGCUGCAAAGGGGUUGAUUGCUUUUUAAUCAUUUUGUUGUUUUUAAAAUCAAUUGUAGGGAAACUAACGAACUCCUGAUCAUGCUGCAAGUUACGUGCGCCUUGUAGCAGAUGCAGGGAUAUGUUUACAUGAAGGAGGAGCAGGGGGCUUUAAAUAUGUGUCAUAGUAAUUUGGGGUAAUUGUACAAAACAGUCAUGGCAUAUACAAGGGUAAGGCAGCGGAAGCCAGGAUGGAGAGCCAGCCUUGGGAGGAUGUUUUUCCUCAUAGCGUCAUAUCCUCCUAUUUGUUGCACCUUAAAUCCAUUUUUACUUACUGGAAAGAGUGUGGGUUUUUUUUUUGUUUUUCCAAUACCUAAAGGAGAAUAGUUCCCAUUCAGCCUUUCCAGAGAGGCCUUCAGAACACUAUAACUUUUAUUUAGGACAAGGACCUGCUGUUAGUCGGUCUGGAAGCGUGAGGUAGAAUAUUGCUUUCUUUCCGAAACCUAUUACAAAAUGGCUGCAUGAAUUGAACAGUCCUCGUCGCAUCUAAUUUUGUUAGGUAUAGAAAGAGUACAUUUACCCAGUCCUUUUCACCACCGGUUCAUUCAUUUACCUGACUGUGUGACUUAAAGCAGCAGCCAGUACAAAUGAACCAAAAAUAAUUUGACGUUGUAGGAUUAUACAUGGAAAGCCAAUGCGCUGCAGUGUCUUGUAAUGGUGUGAAGACCACUUCAGUCCUUGGUUAUGCAUUAGGCUAAUAUUUUAGAACACACUGGAAUUUUAUGUUUUAGUAGCCUUCUCCAUUACCAAUCCUGGAAAACCUAAAUGUUUUAUGUUGCUACCUCUAGGACACUACAUAGAAGAACCACAUGUACUCUCCAUUAGAUUUUGGUGCUUUAGACGCCUCUUUUCAUGUUUUUAUCCAAUUGUUCUGUAAGGAGGGCAUUAUCCUAAUUUUAUAGGGAGGAAUACUUUUGAUUGCAGAAAAGGUGACUUUGGGGUGGGAGGUAACUUCGGUGUAACCACGAAGAUGAAAUCCAUUGUGACUACUGCAGGGUCCAAUCUGUUCUUUUAUCUGUGCAGCUGAGUUGUAAAUAAUUGUAAUUUUCUCUUUUUGUUGCUGCUGUGCUUCCUGCAAAUUUUAUUUCACUUGAAAAUAUAAAUGUUAUUGUUUUUCCUUCUUAUUUUUGACUCUGUGAAGCAUUGUUCCUUGGCCUUUGCGGACAAAACAUUAAAGAGGAGAUGCCACUUUAAUUUUUAA
Messenger RNA from Rana temporaria (common frog), 2442 nucleotides. It is a transcript of the gene PIP4P1, whose product is annotated as phosphatidylinositol-4,5-bisphosphate 4-phosphatase 1. The coding region runs from base 125 to 967 and encodes 280 amino acids. The transcript is spliced from 7 exons. Gene Ontology annotation, biological process: phosphatidylinositol dephosphorylation. Gene Ontology annotation, molecular function: phosphatidylinositol-4,5-bisphosphate 4-phosphatase activity. NCBI's taxonomy places the organism in Eukaryota, Metazoa, Chordata, Amphibia, Anura, Ranidae. Gene Ontology annotation, cellular component: plasma membrane; lysosomal membrane; late endosome membrane. The record is from RefSeq and is a predicted model, not a curated record.